GGGAAAGAAAAAUGUGUAUACAUGCCGGUUAUUGAUUGAUGUGUAUUUAUUAUUAGAUUACCGUUAUUAGCCUUUAAGUGAGUCCGGAAUUAGGAAUAGAUCUAUGAAUAACUAAAAGACCAGAUCCAGAAUUUUUUCCCCGGUCGGCACUACCUGCCACAUGACAUUGCCUUUACUGGAAGAAACUCAUGCGUUCUUGACUGAACCCUCCCAUCCCACAGUUCUUCAAUAACAUCUAAGAUGGCUGCUUCCAGUCUCUUCGAAGAAGACGAAGUUUGCCAUGUGGCGCCGGAUAAAACCUUCAUCUACGGUUUGGUAUUGGAAACAGCAGAGACAGUAAGCAGCGACGAAGAUGAUGAUUCUCAGCGCGAUGUUUGCAAAAAAGGCUGUGUUCGAGUUGCAUGGCAUCCAAAGGGAAGAGAGUCUGUUGAUAUUCCAGAGAACAAGGUCCUGCUGGUAGAUAGAGCAUUUAGACCAGGAGAUGCAGUGAGACAAUUAGUAGCAGGACGUAAUACGCAAUGUGGGACAGUGCAAGAUUUGGAUGUUCUCUGUCAUCUUCACAUUACUGGCACUGACAAGUACAUCUAUGGCGUCAGUAGCAAGAAUCUGUCUCCAUGCAUUCCAGUCCAUAGAUAUGAAGAGUGUUAUGUCAGUUUGGACAACUGGUUAGGUGAUAUAGAGGAGAUCACAAAUAUGGUGACACUCUUAUUGCCUGACGGAGCCAGAUGCCAAGUUGAUGAGAAAGAUAUCUGCUCUCUGGAAGACAUCACAGAAAAAAGAUCAGAGACUUCCAUUUUCUUUGAAGAGUACUGGUACCCAGGACAGCAGGUGAAAGGUGUACUAAAUGACCUCAGCAGUGUCACAUGGCUCAACCCUACGCUUUUGUACAAUGCCCGAAAUGUACAGACUAAGAAAAACUCCACCUUUUAUGCAACUGUUGAAAAGGUAGAAACUCAGGUUAUCUGUGUACAUUGGAUUUGUCGUGGACACUCCAAAGUUGGCAGUGGCUCUGAGAACAGCAUGCAACCUCCUCCUCAAGAGGUCAGAGGCAACGAUAUACAAAGACUGCAGCUGGUAGACUGGUUUGAACACUGUAAUGUGAAGCUUGGGGACAAGAUGUUUUACACCAUUCAGGAGAGUGAUGUCAUUGAAACUCAGCAGCCUAAACACCGCUUUGUUCCCUUUGCUGCACAAGAUGUUACAUCCGAACGCCUUUCAGAAAUAACUUAUUGUACAGAAGAGUUACUCAGGUCAUUUGACGGGAAGAAUGGCCGACUACCAAAACGGAAGGGCAGCAAGAAAGGUAUCGAUGCCACCAGCUCACAAACCUUGACUAGUGAGAAUGUCAGUGUAAUUGAGGUCAAAUUAGUUGUGAAUGCUACUAUCAGUGAUAGCCAGAUCACAAGGGGGCCAAUUUCUGGCAGUUUUCAGUCAUGUGCUAAGACCUCAGUCAGUACAUCAGCUGUCAAUGUUGGGUGUAGGGACAUUGAAGGUGAUGCUGAUGAUGAGUAUGAAGACAUGGAUGAUGACAAUAAAGGCUAUGGUAAAGGAGAUGAUGCAAAGUCUGAAGAGGAAUCAGAUGCUGGGUCUAAUUCAUCAGCACUUUCAGCAUCAGGGAUGAAAAGACGCAAAUGCAAUAAACAGGUUUCCAUGCCCACAAAGUCGCGAAGAAAUGUUAGUCGCCACAAAGCUAAGCGUCGAAGACCAGUGCCAGAAAUUCAGCUGACCCCUGGUACACGUGUUGCAACUGAAGUGUGCUACACCUUCACUUGGGUUAAUGUUAUGUGGCAGGAUGGAACAAUGGAAGAGCGGGUGCCGUCUGUAAAACUGUUUCCUUUGAAUCAUCUGGAUGAACUAGAGUUCUUUCCAGGAUUCUUUGUUGUGGACUCAAAAGUUGAGGACUCCUGUAAUGAAUAUGGGGUUGUCAUGAGUUGUGAUCACUUUGAAAGAACCUGCCAGGUCAAGUGGCUUAAGCCAUAUGAAGUGGGACAUGGCACAUUUCCUUCUGAAGUUAUAAAAGCAACAGAAGUCAGUGUAUAUGAUAUCAAGGAACACCCUGACUACAGAUUUCGUCCUGGUCACAGUGUCAUCAGAGUGGCUGGCUUUGAGGAUGUAGAUCAGACAUUGCAAGCUGUUGGUCAAGUAAUAAAGUUGAAUGCUGAUGGUACCAUCACUGUCAAAUGGACAGACAACUCCACUACAACAUCUUACCCCCAGGAUCUCUACAUUGUGGACGAUAUAGGCGACUACAGUGACUCAUCCUGGGGCAUAGCAGAGUCUUCAGAGGAUGAUGAGAGUGAUGUGAGCUGGGAGACAGAAGAGGAAGAGGAGCAGAAAGAGGAUGGAGAGGACAGCAUGGCAGAGAGAGAAGACAAUGAUCUUUCAAGCUUGAAAAACCUAAGUGAAGAGAAGCGCAAAAAGAUUCAAGAACUCUUGUCACAAGGGCAGACCCAUUUCAUUGAGCUGCACGCACUUUGUAGUGCUCAAAUUGCUCGGGCCAGCUCCAACUCCUCUGUCACUUCAGAAAUCAGCACAGCUUUGCAUCAUCAGUUUCUGCAUGACAUCGUACGUCUCUACCGUUCUUGUCGACGACUUGAUCACAUGCUAAAGACCUCUUACUUCUGUGGGCCUGAAGUAAAGGGGCUUUUAGCAGCUGUGAAGAGUGAAUUCAAGAAGGAGAAGAGCAAGAAGAUUAAGGAAACAUUAGAGCAGAUGUUUGAAGCUUGUAACAAAGGGCUGUUGGAAGGCAACAAAGAGGUUACAGCUGAAGGAGCAGCAGAGAGUGAGCCUGAAGCUGCAAGCAAACAAGGUGCUGAGAAUAAAGGAGAUUUUGCUAUUUCCAUGGGAAAUUCUACCGAUAUAGACAUGGCAGAAGUUGGGACAGAAGAAUCUAGAGAUAAGACGGCUUUUCCUUUAGUUGCCAGUUCCAUGGUCACAGAAUAUGUAGUUGAAUCCAGGCCAAAUGUCGUUGACAGUAAUAGCAAAGAUGGAGAUGCUGUUGCUGGUGGUGGGGCAGCAAUGAUGCAGAGUGAGGAUGCAGCUUUCUUAACCAGUGUUGCAUUUGUAGAAGCUCAAGGUGCUCAGGAUGAAGAAAAGCAUAUUUCUUCUAUGCUGGCAGCAGCAGUUGUAAAUGAAGUGAGCUCUGUUGAUCAUGCAUACUGCAACAUUAAACAAGAUGCAACAGGAGAUAAUGGGCUACCAGUUGCAUCUAGUGGAGGGGAUGAGAUGGCAUUGAGAAGUGAAUCAGAGACUGUCCUAAACAUAGUCCAGAUAUGCAUGAAUCUGUGCAGAUCUAUACAGACAUUACUGGACACCAUUCAUAAUACUCUUGACACUGUGGAGAGUAGUUACGAUGGAACUCUGAAUACUGAUGUGGAUGAAGCACAAGAAAAAGAUGUCAGGUCUCCAGAGGCCUGCCCUGUUGUAUCAGAACAAAAUGGGACAGAAAAUGAACAAGAAUCACAAAAAAUGUGUUCAGAUAGUUUAGACCUCGAUGAGGUAAUCUCCAUAGAGAGCAGUGCUAGCACCAUAGCUGCAGGUGAUAGUGACAUGAAGGAAAUAGGCUUUGAGAUGGUCAGUGAAACUCCAUCAACACAUGUAUUUAUUAGUAAUAGUUGCCAACCCACUAAUCCAAGAACCUUCAACUGUGCUGUCAAGAAAGAGCUAAAGCUGCUGAAGACCAGUCUACCACCGGGCAUCUUGGUCAAGGCUUAUGAAGACCGCAUGGAUUUGUUUUCGGUGCUGAUAGAUGGGCCAGCAGGAACACCUUAUGAAGAUGGAGUAUUUCUGUUUGAUGUUAUGCUUCCACAAGACUACCCAGCUUCUCCACCCCUUUUCCAUUACCAUUCAUUCUGCCAAGACCGUCUGAACCCCAAUUUGUACCCUGAUGGCAAAGUCUGUGUCAGCCUUUUAGGCACCUGGUCAGGCAAGGGCAUGGAGGUGUGGACAGAAGCAUCAAGUUUGCUUCAGGUCUUAAUUUCAAUUCAAGGCUUGAUCCUUGUGGAUGAGCCAUAUUACAAUGAGGCUGGGUAUGAAAAACAGCGUGGUCAGCAAAUUGCUAAUGAGAAUAGCCGACUUUACAAUGAAAUGGCUAUCCUCAAGUUUGUUCAGUCUCUAACCACCAUGACAAAAGGGGUGUCAGAACCUUUCACUAGAGAAGUACAAGAGCGGCUGAAGAGUCGAGGGCCCAGAAUUUCUGAGCGACUGCAUUGGUGGAUGACUUUGUCUGAAAAUAUGGGGGAUGCUCGCAGCAUCCUUAAUAAUGGAGUUGUAAAUGGCCUCCCUUCAGAUGUUCCCCACAACAAAUCACUGGACAAUGCUGCUGCUGCUGGUUUUGAAGGUGAUGACACAGCACCAGGAGUACAGUGUCUUCCAGUCUGGAAGCACAAAGCCACACCUAGACAUCCAAGUUUUCCACUGCUGCCAAUGUCUAAAGGAUUCCGGCUCACCUUACAAAAGUUUCUGUUAGAGUUUGACCUAUCAUCUGCCAGACUACUGUCACAAGACUUAGAGUUUAAAACUCAAGGGUCAUAUGAGAUUGAAGACCAAGUGUCUAUAACAAGCUCCCCCACUGCCUCUUAACAAAUGCAGAUAAAAAGCCAGGUGUGGAAAGUGUACUGUAGAAUUAACUGAAACCUGAUUGGUAAGUUUGUAAAGGUUACAUAUUUUCUUCGCUUGCUUUUUUUUUUUUGGAUUGCUUAUAGCAAUCUUGUUUCAGUGUUCCAUGAUCUAUUGGUCAUUAUGUUCAGAAAAAAAAAGGCUUCCACUGACCAAAAUAUUUUUUCGAGGGCUGUUGGCUGCUUGUGUGAUUGAUAGCUGGUACUCUUAGCUUAGGGUUAGCUCUCCUGGGUUCAGUUCUUGUCUCAGACAUGCUGUUCUUCCUUCACUUGUCGCAACUGUUUAAAGGGCUGGCUGCCUUAUAUAUAUAGGCUUCACAUAAGACACCAAUCCCUACCCCUAAAAUGUUCAACCACUUACAAGUUUUGCUAAUGUGUCCAUCCCUUUGGUAGUGACAUUUUUCAUCCACCAUUCAGUUUGCUUAUUCAAGCAAACAAAAAAACAUUAAGGGGAAAAAAAUGAGAGCUCAAGACCAUAGAUCAUAGUUACAGGGUUUUCCAUUAUGGCGAGUAGUUUUACAACUGACAUCUUCUGUUGAUAGGCAUCAUCUCCCCAGCAUUUGUGUGUUGGUGCAUCACAGUACCAGCAAGGUACAAAUUCAGUCUACCAGUACAAUUUCUAAUGAGAUUGCAUUUAAGCUUUGGGUGGUUUGGGUUGUGUUCUGAAUGUGAAUAUAAUUGUCAGAGCAGAAAUAUCUGUACCUAUUUAUUAUUUUCCUGUGAAGGAGACUUUAUUGUGAUAUUUUGGACUGCUUGCUGUCAGUUCUCAGUGGUUACAAGUCUGGGUAGCCUUGCUAGCAUUGUGAAGCAUUCAGAUUCAUAAUGGUUUGUUUAAAUAUUAGCACUUGGUCUAUUAAGAUGUGCAUUUGGAGAAACUUGAGGCAAGGGGAGGGAGGGGUUUCUGUAGUGCAUGCUUAUUUUUGGGCUUACAUCCUAGCAUCACAGACUCAAGCUGCUUGCUUAUUAUUCCUAACUUGACAAAAACAGUGUGUCAUUGGGAAUUAAGAUAUACUUUUCUGUGUAGUGUGGGUUGUGCAAGGUGUGCUUUGUUCUUUCUGAACAUCAUUUUGCUUUUGUUUAUAGAUGCCCUGAUGCAUGUGUACAUGAUUGUCAACGUUCAUUCUGCAUUAAUGCUGAAGCCAGUUGGGCACACAGCUGUUGAAUUGUUUCCCUAAGCAGCAGCAAAUAAAUGACAGUGGCCAGCUUUCUUUUUUUUUUUUUCUUUUUAUGGUCAUGUAUACUGCAGUGUUUACACUUGCUUCUAAAUCUUUAAACUGUUUUAAGAAACUUUAAAAUCACUUUUCAUUUAGACGCAGGCUUUUCAUCAGUAUUUAAAUGUUUUAACACUCUAGAUUCAUAAUUGCAUUUAGCAAUGAAAUCAAAAUCACGAUAAGCAUGAGCAUUUUUGUACCCAAAUUGACACACAGGAUUUUGCAAAAAUUGGUUCCACACUCUGAGACCUGCAGCAUCAAAGAGUGAGAGACUGUUGAUUGUACAAAGGUAUUGUGGUGUCCAUCAAUCUGUUAUGCACACAGUUGUUUUUUUAAUGACAACUGUACCUGCUUAAAUAUGUCGGUCAGUUAUGGCAGCUUUUGAAAUUUCCACAAUGGAACUUGCAGUUUUCAACCACAUCCUACAGUUGCAGUACAUACAUUGGAUUAAAUCAUCUACAUGUGACAUUUUAUGUAGUCAAGUUUUUCAAAUAAAGCAAACAUUUCAA
This is a messenger RNA of Pomacea canaliculata, 6336 nucleotides long. RefSeq names its product (E3-independent) E2 ubiquitin-conjugating enzyme-like. The record is from RefSeq and is a predicted model, not a curated record. Lineage: Eukaryota; Metazoa; Mollusca; Gastropoda; Architaenioglossa; Ampullariidae.